Molecule: messenger RNA, 3528 nt
Organism: Colletotrichum abscissum
Lineage: Eukaryota; Fungi; Ascomycota; Sordariomycetes; Glomerellales; Glomerellaceae
Exons: 7
Coding region: 1-3528 (1175 amino acids)
Molecular function (GO): protein binding
Source: RefSeq, a predicted model, not a curated record
AUGAUGUCUGAACUAGACUCUGCUGUCGCCGCUUUGGGUUCAGAGCCUCAUGAGAUAGCUCAUCCGACCGUCGAUGAGACUGACAGCAAAUCACAUUCCAGCGACUCAAGUGAUGACCAACCCUCCGACUCCAACAGCAACCCACAGUAUGCGAAUGAUCAACUGCAGUCUCACUUGAUGCAACAACUUUUGACAAUGGCGAAUCAUCCGCACCCCGAAGCCGUGGACGACCCUAAAUCACUCCGCGAAUUGAUUAAAGAGUACGAAUCGGAAGUCAACGUCAAAGAUGACAUGGGUAUGACUCCUCUUCACGUUGCGGCUGAGAAGGGCCUCGUCGGUGCCGUUGAAGAGCUUAUCAGGGCUGGCGCCGACCUUGAAACUCAAGAUCACAAAGGCUUCACACCUUUGAUGACGGCCACUCGGGAGCAGCAGGUGGAAGUCAUGAGAAAGCUUCUCAAGCCUCCAUCAGAGUACAGCGGCGAUGUGAUGGUUCAACUAGAGAAACGUAGCCUAACGGGACGGACUCCUAUCUUAUGGGCAAGCAUAUACGGAUUCUUAGAUGGCGUGGUCCUUUUGAUCGAUGCCGGAGCAGACUGCGAUGCUCAGACUGUGCAGUCAUUGGCAACACCUCUAAUAGCAGCUAGCUUCUGGGGUUCUGAAGAUAUAGUCAAGGCUCUUCUCAACACGGAUAACCCCAGAGGCCGUGCAGACCUCAACUUGUCGGAUGUGGACCGGCGUACUGCUUUACAUGCAGCGGUGACUGGAGAGCAUCUUGAAAUUGCCAAGUUGCUGCUCGAUGUGGAGGCUACAUUGACUACCCUGCAGGAUGCGUACGAUCAGACACCUUUGCACCUGGCAGUCGAUCAAGGCAGCGAGAGCUUAGUCAAGUUACUGGCAAGCGUAGAUGUCAAUGUCUUUGGUGCAUCUAGACAGACGGCAUUGCAUCUAGCAAGUAAAAAAGGCGACAAAAAGGUCGCUUCAUGGCUUCUGGAAGCAAAUGCAGACAUAGACGCAAAAGACGCGGAUGACAAUACACCGCUACAUGUUGCCUUUCUUACACUCCUCGAAGUUCAGGAAAAGCUGGCCUUGAAGUCUUCAUCGGCAUUUCUUGAUCUCUCAAUGGGAGAUGGGCCGAAUACAGAGCUUCGGCUACAACCUGAUCGGCUCAUAGCCACGAUACAGCUUCUGCUCGAAAAUGAUGCUCAAAUCGCAGUCUCCAACUGUAGGGAGGAAACGCCCUUGCGUCUUGCCGCAGCAUGUGGUCAGCACUCUAUUUUUGAAAUGAUUUUGAAAAAGAUGGAGCAGAGAGACAAGUCCAUCAGCAACAACGAUAUCCAGGCAGUACUCUCUUCCGCUCUUCGUCUUGGAGUACAAAGGCGGGCUGCUGUGAUGGCAACCUUGCUUGAAUCGGACUUGGUGGAAGUUGCCGACUUCGACCAAGAAGACGCUUGGAAAGAUACCCUCAAGUGGGCUGCUAGUGACCCCGAGCUACACCACAUUGCGCAACUGCUCAUGCGCAAAAUGCCGAGAAAGCAAGGAGUUCUACCGCCAUGUUCAAAGGCUUGGAGCGCAAUCGGAUGGGCAGCCCACGAGCAGCUUCCCGAGGUUCUGUUCGCGCUCAUUUCCACAUGUCCUGAAACUCCUGACACUGAGACGGCACUCAGUUCAACCCUAGAGUCAACCCUGGAGCUGGUCAAGAGAGCAGACGGGCUCCAGAAGAAUUUGGAUAAAGCCUUGGGCGAAGUGAGGAAAUUGCAAGAGGAGCCGCAAAGCGUAACACCUACAAGUGCCCAGAAGUCACGAGGGGAGGACUACGAGGAUAUCUCCAGAGCCAAGACAGGUGGUCUUCGGGUCCAAGAACGCGACGGUGGUCAGGGGAGGGGCAACAACGAGGAAGUGGCGGACACCAAGAAGCUGGUGCCGGGAUCACAUCAGAUACCCUUCGAGUCAAAGAACUUGAAGACGCUCAAAGACAUACUCCGCGAUCCCCCCUUUGCACGAGUCCAUAGAGAGCCCAUGGCAUACGACAUACCACGAUCCAGGAUCGAAAAGUCCCGCGACGACGUCUUGGAAAAGUUCAAGGCUACCAUCGUACAAUUUUAUGGAGCCAAGGGCGUAUCUGGGACAAUUCAAGCCAAGAGACCCAUUCGCGAGGUUAUUUACGAUGUCGGCCCUAAAGAGAUGAUGCAAACCUGGACAGCCAUGCAAACAGCCGUCGCCAAACUAAGUGAAGAGGUUGAUGAGGUUGACCCUGAUCUUUUUACCCGAAUCAUGAAGGACGAGAAAUGUGGUCCUCGUCAGUAUUACGAGGCCAAGUCUUUUUUUCAGGACAGCUGGCUUGAGGUCCCAGAUGAAAAGUCUGACUCGAGAAUCGUGAGACCGAAAGCCGUAUUAAGACAAUCUGACAAGGCGGAAGACCGUAAUCAAGAACAAUACGGAGAGAAAAACAAUCAAGUUACCAAGAAGGGCCGCUCUAGAAAGAGUAGUCCUGAUUUGGUGGCUACGUCAGCGAUCUACAUGCCCUACUUCUGCUUCUCUGUCAAUCUAGGUAAUAACCGAGAAGUGGAGAAAGACUAUAAGAGCUUGUUAGAAGCCUACGAGGCCCACUCGCCGCAGUCGGUCAUCCACAAGUCGCCGACUCUCGACGAGUGGUACUACCAUUUCGCAAAGAAUCAGAAGUCGGCCGAUGAUAGAGAUCAUCGUAAUCGGAAUCAGGUUGUCACCAAGUAUUGGAGAAGGGAAGAAACUAGAGAACAGACUGGGCAGAGCGAGGUGUCUUCCAUGGCUUCUGGCUUCACGGGUGAGUUGACGCUACUUCGUGUCAACCAGGUGUGGAUUUGGACCAUCGGCAACAAAUGGCUCCUGACAGCAACUUCUUGCUUGUUCAGUAAAUGCCACGGUACACUGGUGGAGGGAAUCCUUGACCAGCUCAGCAAGCAAGCAAAAUACGGAGGCCGCAAAUCCCAGCCAAGUUCAGCAGUGGAGAUGGCAAAACUGAUAGCCGAUUACUGCAUUGGUUCAUACGAGAGACGCCCCAACAGUGAAAUACAACCGCACAAACCUCCUAUCGAUACUGUUCCUUCUGGGAGUUCAAAGCCUGUGAUUGGACAACAACUGUCAAUCAGUCAAAUUUACUCAAAUCACAUGAACCAAAUUGGGAGGGCUGAAACAGCACUUUACAACUCAUUCAAAUACCGGGAACGGCUGCAGAACGAGCAGGACGGGCUCGAUUCAAGAGUUUCAAAACUGCUUCGAGAAUGGGAAGCCGCACGGAUCAGUAGCAAUAUGGAGGUUGCGAUCAACAAGGCGGAGAAACUAUACAGUGACAUCAAAGAUGUCCGCGACGAGUUGAACAUUCUCAAAUCAGUCGCGCAAUACCAGCAAAGUGUACAAAGGAAAUUGACCCCCAGCCAGGUAAAGAAUGCAGAUCUCACCGCGGCACAGGUGGUGAGCAAUAUAAUAGAGUUGGACGUUGUUGCGGACAGAAUACAGUUGGCGCAAAACUGGCUUGGGACCAAGCAAGGCUAG